AUGUCGCUGUCAGUCUACCCACCCGUGUCGCCACAAGAACAGCGCCGCGACGAAGUUGAGUGUCAGCGGCUCGAGCUUCAGUGGCUCCUAGGGGAGUUCCAGAAGUCUUUGUCUGCCCUCAAAGAAAGCUUGGAACAUUGCGCUGCUUUGCUUGCACCCAAAGAGCCAGGCUCCACACUAGUCCUGUCGUCGCUGCGUAGCGAAAAUGUCAAGGGCUUCGUAACGCGCAUCGGCACAAAGAUGGUAAAGGGAGACAUUCAUCUGAGGCUUGCGAGUCUGCCACCAAACAUGCCAAGAACUCAGACGACCUCCAAUCCUUCCACCCACCUUACGUUUGGGCCUUCUCCCAAUGCUCCGGACCUCGUCUUACCACAGCUCUUCGCUGUGAGGUCGUUAGUGAACGACUCCCUGGAUAUAAUCGAUGCUUCGCGAUGGGCUGGCCAAUCGACGGACGCCUCAUUCAUAUCUGGCCAAUUGAGACUCCUACAUGACAACUUAGCUAACGCAAAAGCGUACAUGAAGGGUGCGAUCCCCGGACAGCAGCAUGAGACUAUCCCAGGCAGCGACUGGUGGAUGUCCAGCGUUGAUGCGACCGUCUUCCAGCCUCCUUUACCUGACCACCUCAGCCUACACUUUACGAUUCAGGACGCUAAUAUCGUGCUCACGAUACGAACUCUCGCGCCGACAUCUCCAGGUGGCACUCCGCAUACACCAGCGUCAGAUUCAGGCUUCUCUUUAUCUGGAUUCAGUCUUCGGAAUCGUCUACUUGGCCUUGGGUCACGUGUGCCGAAUCAUGACGAAGCAGGAGAAGUCUUCGAGUGGCGAGGCAAAGAAGAGGUCAUCGUGCGUGAGAAGACUCGGGUGGAAACUGGAGACCCGAGUCUGAUGAGCUCUGCCGCCAAACUAAGCGCGAUAGAGCAUGAAGUGGCUCGGUGGCGCUAUAAUUUGCGCACCGUCAUGGGCGAAGAAGAUGACUGA
This is a messenger RNA of Cyphellophora attinorum, 978 nucleotides long. RefSeq lists its product as uncharacterized. Gene Ontology annotation, cellular component: RAVE complex. NCBI's taxonomy places the organism in Eukaryota, Fungi, Ascomycota, Eurotiomycetes, Chaetothyriales, Cyphellophoraceae. Bases 1 to 978 code for a protein of 325 amino acids. The transcript has a single exon. The record is from RefSeq and is a predicted model, not a curated record.